Molecule: messenger RNA, 1795 nt
Organism: Strongylocentrotus purpuratus (purple sea urchin)
Lineage: Eukaryota; Metazoa; Echinodermata; Echinoidea; Camarodonta; Strongylocentrotidae
Product: solute carrier family 35 member F2
Exons: 6
Coding region: 71-1309 (412 amino acids)
Biological process (GO): transmembrane transport
Cellular component (GO): membrane
Molecular function (GO): transmembrane transporter activity
Source: RefSeq, a predicted model, not a curated record
CACACAACAAGUACAAGAACGCCGCUGCGCCGCCGAUCAGAUCAGACCGGAUUAGACUGCGACAUACAUCAUGGCUUUCGGCAACGACGUCCCGUACGUCAGUACUACGGAAGAAAUUCCUUCCAGUUGUUGGACUAAAACAAAGAAAAUAUUUGCACCUCUGUAUACACUUUCGUUCCUGAAGGUUUUCCUGGGGGGUCAGGUCCUGUCCCUGCUCAUCUGUGGCACAGGGGUCACGAGCCAGAUCCUGAACGACACCCACGGAAUCAAUGCCCCGACGACCCAGAGCUUCGCCAACUACCUCCUCCUGGCGCUGGUGUACUGCACCCUCCUGUGCCUGCGCAAGAGCAGGGAGAAGAAUUUUUACCACAUCUUCACCAAGCGAUGGUGGAAGUACAUCCUGGUGGCGCUCGUCGACGUGGAGGCAAACUAUCUGGUGGUGAAGGCGUAUCAGUAUACGACUCUCACAAGUGUACAGCUAUUGGAUUGCAUCACCAUCCCAGUGGUGAUCUUGCUCUCUUUCCUCAUCCUGCGCACUCGGUAUCGCAUCAUUCACAUCGUUGGCGUGGUAACGUGCAUCGCUGGCCUGGGGGCUCUAAUUGGAGCCGAUGUGCUUUCAGGCAGAGCCAGCAGCGGUGAUAGCGCGCCGUCGAACAAGCUCCUGGGAGACAUCUUUUGUUUGCUCGGUGCCAGUCUGUAUGGCGUCUCCAACGUAGCACAGGAGUAUGUGGUCCGCCAGUACACGCGGACAGAGUUCUUGGGCAUGGUGGGACUCUUUGGGACGUUUGUCUCUGGAAUACAGCUGGUAGCCCUGGAGCGCCAAGAACUGGCUUCAUUCUCCUGGAACAUCGAGGCCAUCCUGCUGCUCCUUGGGUUUGCAGCCUGCAUGUUCUGUCUCUACUCCUUCUUCCCUGUGGUCAUCCAGUGGAGUAGCGCCACAGUGGUCAACCUGUCCAUCCUGACCGCCGAUAUGUACACCUUGAUCAUCGGCAUCUUUGUGUUCCAUUUCGCGUUUUCUGGGCUUUACCUGUUUGGCUUUGGCCUUAUCUUCGCCGGGGUCAUCCUCUACUCUCUGAGACCCACCAAGGACUCUCCCGCGGGUCCAAGGUCAUACAGUCUAUUCCACAACAACCAGUCAUCGGAAAACAUUACCCACAUCAGGGUCCAAGACGACGAUGAUGAUGCUGCCGCAGGGACGACAACAACCUUGACCGAUGGUGUGGACAUUGAAGGUGCAACACCAAGGGAUGAUGAUACAGAGCAGUUGCACAAAGAAUUUAGCAAGAGCCUCAAUGGCGAUUCGAACUGAAGGAGUCGGCAAUCUCACGCGUUCGGAGGUUGUCCUUUUUUCUUGUAUUCUUUUUUUUGUAAGUUAUUAUAAUCGUAUGAUACAGCAUCACUGUCUUCAUCCGGGAACAGGAUUGGAUUCAGGAAGGGUGCCAGGAUUGGAUUCAACAAAGUUGCCAUCAAGUUUUUACUGGGUGUCAUUCCCUGUUCCCUUGUCAACUCUAGCCAGAUGGCAGACCAACAACCUGCAACAGCGGUAUGAUCUUCUAAUCAAGCGCCAAAAGGAAAUCGCUUGGAAAUGCUGGUAUGAGGGGGAGUUGUUACAGAAGGAGCAAUAUUUUUAUGUAUAUAAUCUUUCUUUUGUAAAGAUGAUCAUUAUUCUGUGCUUGAUAAUGAGAGAGACUUGAAGGAGGAGGCGCGAUAGCUCAGUCGGUAGAACAGUGGUCUCGUAAUCCGAUGACCCAGGUUCGAAACCAAGGCGAUGCGCUAGUGCCUUUUGGUAAGGCAU